AUCGAUUGUAAAUUUUGAUAUACCGAUAACAACAAAGACCUGACAGAAGACACUAGAUGGUCCUAGAUUCAAAUUCGACGAAGAGCGGAACUUCAUUUGAUCAAAGCUCAGCGAGGACAAUAAUAACGACCUAGACAUAAUAUAGAAAAUGUCAACAUUGACUCUUUGUUCAUUUAACAUGGGGUCCACAGAAGAAGAAACAGCGAUGGAAAACAAGAGGAAAGUAGUUAUAGCAAUGGAUGGGAGCGAACAUGCUAUGUAUGCAUUACAAUGGUACAAAGAAAACGUCCAUAGAUCAACUGAUUACGUGUACCUGAUACAUUCCAUAGAGCUUCACCACGUGCUUCAUAAUUCAAAAUGGCAGUAUUCUCCACAACAUAACAACAUUGAAACUGUAGGACCAUUGAUAAAAGAAGAACAUGUAAUCAUUCAAAAUAAAUUGGAAAAAUUCUCACAGCAUCUUAAAGAUCUCCAGAUUGAUGGCGAGGCUAAACCAGUUGAAGCCAAAAGCGCGGGAGAAGGUGUUGUGCACGAAGCAAAUGAACUGGGUGCCAAUUUAAUCAUUACUGGUACCCGAGGAUACGGGAAAGUUCGUCGCACAAUUCUGGGAAGUGUUAGUGACUAUAUCAUACACCAUUCUUCAGUGCCUGUUAUUGUUUGUCAUAAAAAGAAAGAAAAACAUUGAAACGUAUAGUAGGAAUCCAGUUUGUUUCCAAGAAUUAACAGGACCGUGUUACGAACAUAAAACUGCAUCGGAAUAUAGUCCAUAACAUUUAGCAUUAAAUCAGAACUUUAAAAUGCCAUGAUUUUAAAGUGAUUUUUGAAUGUAAUGAAAUAUAACUUACAAUUUUAUUACGUCAUUGUCAUGUUAAACAUUUACUGUAUACAAUUGUCCGAUGUAUCAAAUGAAUCCUUGGUGAGUUGUAUCGAUUUUUUCAUGAUUCUUGAAAAUAAAAUAAGAUCUAACUGUU
Mytilus trossulus (common blue mussel) is the source of this 971-nucleotide messenger RNA. RefSeq lists its product as uncharacterized. Bases 149 to 685 code for a protein of 178 amino acids. The transcript has 5 exons. The record is from RefSeq and is a predicted model, not a curated record. Lineage: Eukaryota; Metazoa; Mollusca; Bivalvia; Mytilida; Mytilidae.